UUCGCGCCCGAACGGCCUGUAGUGUCGCGCUCGUCUCGAUCGUCCGCUCAUUACCGCCCGCCGCUGCUGCCGUCAUUCGCCGCCACCGCGUUUUCGGCGUGAUGACUCGCCGCCGUCACGUUUACCAAGGCCCCGAACGAUCAUUAUAACAAUUAACAAUUUAUUGCUAUUAUUUAUAAUAUAAUUUAUUGUAAAAUAUUAUCAAGACGUAUACGUUUCUAUUAACGUAAUAUAAUUAUUAUAUUAUACAACAAUAUAUAGUCGAGGUCUUCCGGGUCCGUCUCCUGCGAUACCGUUCGGACACUCGUAAAUAGAUUUUAUAAUACAUUUAUAUAUAUUGUGCCGUUGGCCGACGGUUUGUUUUUAUUUUCACACAGUUCGUGUCGGUGGGGCACGUACGAUUCGACGACGCCGCCGCCGCCGCAUGUUCAAGACGGUGCGCGCCCAACACGGCGCCGGCAACUUGGUGGCCGAGCUCGAGUACACGAUAUUGCCGCAGACGGACGACCGUUCGCCAUCCGUGUCGAGUGGCGAGGACGAACCGCCGACGUGCAGCGCUGUGACCGCGGGCCACCGGACCCAUCUGCACCAUCACCACCAUCACCAACAACAACAACAGCAGCAGCAGCAGCAGCAGCAGCAGCAACAGCAAAAACAACAGUACCAGUACCGGUACCACCAGCACAGCAGAGACGCGUCGCAGCAUCCUCAGCCGCACCACCAUCACCACCACCGCAGGUCGUCGUCGUCGUCGUCUUCUUCAGCGACGGCUGACGACAGCGGCGGCGGCGGCGGCGGUGGUGCGGGCACCCGGCGCACCGUUGUCGUCAUCAUAGCGAUGCUGGUGCUCGGGUGUGGCGUCGUGGCGGCCGCUGUGCUGGUGCCCAUACUGUUGGCCGCCCGACUCGUGACCGUGCCCGCCUCGGCCCGGUUGCAGACGUUCGCCGUGGCCGCGUCCGGCGUCAUCCAUUCGGCGCGCGGCGACUACGUGCAACUGCUGCCGGUCAAGCACGCGCCGCCCGGCACGGUUAUCAAUUUCGGACCGCCGCCGCCGCCUCCGUCCACGGGCCACCGGCGCAAGAGACGAUCGGCUGCGGCCAAGGGGGUCAGACCGCGACGGAGGCGACCGGUCCCCGAUGUCCGGCACCGGAAACCGGUCCGGACCGACGACGGUUUCCGAUUGUUGGACUUCCGGAUUCGUCAAUAGUGACGACAAAAGUUUCCGGUUUUAUACGGACCGAGAGUAAAAUCGGAUAUUAUG
Molecule: messenger RNA, 1261 nt
Organism: Rhopalosiphum maidis (corn leaf aphid)
Lineage: Eukaryota; Metazoa; Arthropoda; Insecta; Hemiptera; Aphididae
Product: AT-rich binding protein-like
Exons: 3
Coding region: 425-1207 (260 amino acids)
Source: RefSeq, a predicted model, not a curated record